CUUUCGUCGGUCGGCUCCCUCGCAGUUCUUGUCGGCUGAAUCGCGCAAAAUGAGUUCCUCCACCGCUGCCAUUCUAUACUCCCUCACGGUGUCGGUGCCUCCUGUCUCCGCGAGCCCCGACGAGGCGAAGGAGAAAAGCCAUCAUGCCUCGAAUGGAUAUGUGAAUCCCUGGGACUCCUGGUCGGGAGGCCCGACUUUCCACAACAUGAUGAAGUUCUUCGGUCGCCACCUCACAGCAAAGGGCCAUCGCCCAGACACCACGCCCCCGACAGUGCCAGUCCAAAAACCCGAAUUCCUGCCCUCACGGGAUACCCCCGGACUGCGCGCAACGUGGCUCGGACAUGCCUGCUACUACGUGGAAUUCCCCGGCGGGCUGCGGGUGCUGUUCGACCCUGUGUUUGAGGACCGGUGCUCUCCCAUCUCGUGGCUCGGUCCGAAGCGUUACACCGAGAUGCCCUGCGCCAUCAAGGACCUGCCGACCAUCGACGCCGUCGUCAUCUCGCACAACCACUACGACCAUCUCUCCUACCCGACCAUCAAGGAGAUCGCCCGGCUGCAUCCCAACUGCCACUUCUUUGCGCCCCUCGGCAAUCGGCAGUGGUUUGUGGACUCGGGCAUUCACAACGUCACCGAGCUCGACUGGUGGGAGCAGCGUGAUAUCUCCCUGGCUCCGGUCAAGGAGGCGACUCCGGAAGUGAGCCCGGCUGGUGCAGCGCCCUCUACCACCGGUGCUAAUGCCGAUAUCCACGCCCGCAUCAGCUGCUUGCCCUGCCAGCAUACCACCAACCGGGGGGUGUUUGAUCGCUGCAAGACGCUGUGGGCAUCGUGGUCUGUAGAGUCGGGAGGCCGCAAGGUAUAUUUUGCUGGCGACACGGGGUAUAGAUCGGUCCCGGACCUCCCCGAAACCGCCGACGACCACUCAUCCGAAUACACGUAUCCGUCAUGUCCUGCCUUCAAACAAGUAGGCCAGCACCGGGGUCCGUUCGAUCUGGGCUUGAUCCCCAUCGGAGCCUACAAGCCUCGUUUCUUUAUGAGUGCCAUGCACGCCGAUCCUCAUGACGCCGUCCAGAUCUUCCAGGAUACACAGUGCCGCAGGGCCUUGGGCAUGCAUUGGGGCACGUGGGUCCUGACUGAGGAAGACGUUCUCGAGCCGCCGAAGCUGCUGAAGGAUGCGUUGCGGAAGCAUGAGAUUCCAGAAGAGGGGGUCUUUGAUGUGUGUGAUAUUGGGGAGAGUCGGGAGUUUUGACCUUGAGGGGUAGACUGGAUGGGAAGGGUGCUAUCUCAGC
Molecule: messenger RNA, 1286 nt
Organism: Aspergillus steynii IBT 23096
Lineage: Eukaryota; Fungi; Ascomycota; Eurotiomycetes; Eurotiales; Aspergillaceae
Product: putative Zn-dependent hydrolase/oxidoreductase family protein
Exons: 4
Coding region: 50-1246 (398 amino acids)
Biological process (GO): N-acylphosphatidylethanolamine metabolic process; N-acylethanolamine metabolic process
Cellular component (GO): membrane-bounded organelle; cytoplasm
Molecular function (GO): zinc ion binding; N-acylphosphatidylethanolamine-specific phospholipase D activity
Source: RefSeq, a predicted model, not a curated record